Molecule: messenger RNA, 9825 nt
Organism: Panthera uncia (snow leopard)
Lineage: Eukaryota; Metazoa; Chordata; Mammalia; Carnivora; Felidae
Gene: CFAP54
Product: cilia and flagella associated protein 54
Exons: 68
Coding region: 71-9709 (3212 amino acids)
Biological process (GO): cilium assembly
Source: RefSeq, a predicted model, not a curated record
UGGUUGCCGCGAGACCGUCGCCAGGCAACCGCGUGUACACACACUUCUGGCCGGCCGGGGUCUCGUCAAUAUGGCGGCGCCAGGCACCCCCUCGACCUCUCCCCUCGACCUGUCUCCCACAUCUGUGUCCCCGCCAGGACCGCCGCCGACCCCGCCCCCGACCUCGAACGCGCUCUCGAAGUCGCCCCUGGAGUCGAAGGCGAGCUCCCAGAGCCCACUGUCUCGCUCGACCUGCCAGGAGACCUCGUUGCCCCUCGCCGUGUUUUACGGGCCAUUGGACGCUAAAAACCCGCUCCUGGCCUCCUGCGAGAGGGAGAUCCGGGAAUUACUAGGCUUUAUGAGGAGAAAGAAGGCGUUAGCGACAACAGAGGAACAGAAGCAUGAAUUCCACCGGCUUUGUGCCACCUCUUUGUUUAAUAUCUGGACCAAAUAUGCCCCGCGGCUGCCAGCUGCCUAUUACAAUGAAAAGCUUCUGAAGGUUGGAGAUAGCCUUUGUGAAAUAAAAGAAUAUAAAUUGGCCCUUUUACAGUGCUAUGGAAGGUACCUUCAGCAGUUCCAUGUCAACUUUGAUGAGAAUAAAGCAGAUGUGAAUCAAUUCAAAACUGCCUUUUUUCCAAAAGGCCUUGGAGACAAAACUUCUGCUCAUACAUUUCAUGCUUUAAGUGGCAAAAAUAUUUGCAACUAUGAACUGGUCUGUGACAAUGAUGUGAACCUGCAGAAUAAAGAAUCUGUGACCCAGUGCCUGCAGAUUUUGUCCUCCUUAAGACUCAUCAUGCAGGUGGCUUUGCCACUGGAACACCUUUGCUGGAUUAUUUUCAAUGGUACCAUUUACAUUUACACCAUUUGCAGAAAACUGAUGAUCAUAGGUCAGUCUUCCAAGGCCUUGGAAUACCUCCUGUGGGCCAGUAUGUGUAUGGAGUUCUCGGUCCCGCUCCUGUCUGUCAGGUACCUGACGUGGCGGGCUACUCUUUACACUGCCGUCUGCCAGUGCUAUUAUGACUGCCAAGCUGGCGUUCAUGCAGAGGCAUUUGCUCGGCGUGCUUUAGCUAAAAUUGAUGAGUUAAGGCAACUGGAAUUAAUGAGUUCCUCACAAUCGCAGGAAGAAUCCAGAAGAUACUAUAGAGAGGCCACCAUAAAGAUGGCAGUGAUGAUCUUCAAAAGAGGAGUAUUUGAAUCUAGAAGGAAACACAAAGGUUUGUUUAGACCAAAGAUAAGAGUGAACCUAAGGGAAGCUCAAACUUUGCCAUGGCCACGUACUGUCACAGAGCGGUUGUUGGAUGAGAUGUUUGAUAGCACCGCAUCCCGGUUUCUGGCUGUCUUAGAAGCUCUUUCUGAUUCAAAUAGGCGUACUCUACAAACUGGACCUAUUGUUACAGAUGAAGUAGAAGUUCGUGAUGUUGUCUCAGAACUGUUUAUGGCAGGAAAAGAACUUUUAAUAAUGUCAAAUACUGGUGCAGAUGGAAUGCUUGAUUUUCCACAAACAUCUCUUCUGCAACUUAUUAUGAAAGGAAAAAAUGUUAUUUCUAUAGAUGCUGCUGUGAAAUUUGUAAAACUAGCUUUUACUUAUGAGGAAUGGAGUUUAUUUGAAUCUUCAGCUGGGCAGCUUAUUGAUUUUCUCCAGAGGCAGGAUGAUCCAGAGUCAAAGAAAGCAGAAAAGGAUUUAACUCUUCUAAUUGCAAUAGAACCUUUAAUCAAUGUAAAGAGAAACAAAGGUAUGGUCUUUCCCAUGGAAAACUACAAAGAAGGACAGUCAGCUCAAAUUUAUGUUAAAAAAAUCGGUUUUCAUGAUACUUGUAAGACUUAUGGAUAUUCAGAAGACAUUUUCCACUUGGCAGCAACCUUGUACUCCUGUGUCUGUGCCUCUCCCCAGGUGAAAUUGCUUUUUGGGAUAGAUUGUAAUAGUAAUGGUUCCUGGCACACAUUAAAAGCUAAAUGCUAUAUAGCUAUAUGUAUAUCUUAUUGUUCUUACCAAUAUACUUUACCUUUUUUGUUUCAGCCUGAUAAAGAAAUCGUUGUGGACACGAUAAUGUUCCUAUGGCAGAAGUGCAAAUUAGGAAUUCAGAGGAUCAAUAUGUCCAGAAAUGACUAUGCAAAAUUCACCCAGAAAAUCAGCACUAAUAAAUGGGUUUAUCUUCUGUGGCAGAUAAAUGAAGUAAUUCACUGCUAUAAAAUGGAAGACAUUGACAUUGUGGUGGUGGCAGAGGUCACGUUACAAUUAAGUGAAAUAUUGGAGUCAUUAGGAAACCCACGAAAAAAAUUAAAAAAAUCUCUAGAGAUAUCUUUAAGGAAAGGGACUGGUGAAUUCCUUGAGACUUCAAAAGGGAGCCUGGAAAUUCUCCCAAUAUUGAAGAAAAAACCCGUGGAACAGUUAUUUUUGGCUUAUGAACUUCUUGACAAAGCAAUUGGUGGAAUAAAUUUGAAUUGCAAGUUAAGUACUUUGCCAAAUGGAUCAUCAGUGAUUGACCAUUGCUAUGCCAAGUAUACCCAAGAUAUAGAUGGAGACAUCUGCAAACCAGUCACACAGAAUAGUUUCAUGAUGGAUUUACAUCUUGAACUAAUUCAAGCCCAGCACCGAAUAGCUGUUGUGCUUCUUGACCAAUUGCAAGUUUUGCAGACUCCAGCUGCUAGCAAGCAUGUAUCUGCCAAAGAUCCAAAAAAACUGAAACAAUCUAGAAGCAUUGACUGUUUUACAGAAUUAAGUGUAAUGAAUAAAAUAAAGAAGAAUAAGCUGUCCAAAGCGAUUUACUUGAUGCAGAAAGCUCUUCUAGUAUUUGAAAAAGAUGCAGCCUCUACAUGUUCACACAACUUUUUGACGGAAGCAUAUUCUUUAAUUGAGAAGAUUGAAAAAGAACAAAAUGCCCUAUAUUCAUAUCAAAAAUAUGUGGAGAGUUCGAAAAGAAAGAAAAGCAGAAUCCCUCCCCCACCUAUCCUGCUAUCCCGAACUCAUUGUUCUGUGACAUUGAAACCUGCUCCAUUUAUUUCAGAUGUUAAGGUCUCCUGGUACUGCAUUUUGGGUUGCAAAGCAGAAGGAAGCUAUGGAAAAGUAAGGCUAAACAAUAAUCAUCUCCCAAACUCAGGAGAAGCGAUACCAGCUGAUGGUAAAAGCAUUUUUGAAGUGAAAGGUUUAGAAACAAAUGAAAAAUAUGUCUUUGCAAUUGCUGCUUAUUCUUCUAAUGGGAAGCUUAUUGGUGAUGCCAUUGGGGAGACAACUAAACCAAUUCUGGUUUAUUCACCUCUUUCUGCUGUUACUACUCGGAUGUUCUUGACACAGGUUGCCUAUCAGAUUGGUAACUAUGAGUUGGCUAAGAAGGUUUUCUCACCAGUUUGGGAUUAUUUUGUUGCUUCACCACAUCAUGAUGAACAAUCUGUUAUUUGCUUAAGCAAUAUAAUGACUAUUACACAGAGAAGAUUACAUUCAGAUAUUUUGGCAGAGACUUCUUCAAUCCUCUUAUACCUUUUUCUUAGAAAUAUUUUUGUAACAAGUGACAUUAAAAUUAAAGAAGAAAAUCUUUUCUGUGAUAAUAUUAAAGGCAAUGAGAUUUUCCCCUCUCAACAAAUUGCUAGAUUAAUUGAAUGUGAGAGAAUAUUAGUGGCAUUGGACCUUAGCAACUACCUAAAUGAUUCCAGUUAUGCCCUUCAAGCUGUGACUCAGUGUUAUGGCCUCCUUGCUCCUAUAAUCUACCACAAUGUUGUUUUGGUACCUGUUGUACAGAUCUUGAUAAAGUGUGUGGUGGUUUUGCAGGGACUACCAAACAUUGUCCACUCAAAGAAACAUUUUGCAAGUUUUGAAAGCGUACAACACAUGAUAGCUUGUUGUGUCUUCUACAUAACAAAGAUUCUGCGUUCAUGGAAAGAAUAUGACCUGGCAGUUAUGAUUAUAAAUUAUGGAAAAAAGAUGUUAGACAUCACAUCAGGGUGCAAAUCUCUAUUUGGUGUGACUGACCAAGAAGAAACACAAGAGGAGGGUUCUUCCAAGAAGUCUUACAAGCCUAAGAAGCCACAGCAGAUAUUAUUACCUGAAAAAAUAAAUGAACAGCUGGCCUUGUUGGAGACCCACCUACUCAAACUGACGAAGCAAUAUGUUACAACUGAACUCUCAGGAACAGAGGACCCUGUAUUUCUUUACCCUAUUGUUUUAAACUGGUCGGUCAAAGGUGCUGUGAAAGAAGUUAUGAAAUUUAAGCAGAGACCUAGAUUCCUAGAAUUCUUUACACAAGUUAUGCUAAAAUGUAUGAACGAUGAAAAAUUUCAUCUUAUGGUGGAGAUAACAAAUCCUGUUUAUGACUUCUUAAAAAGGAGGAAUGAAUCCCUACUUGGAAUUAAAAGAACAAAAUAUAAAGACAAUAUUUUGUGUAAAAAGACAGGCAAACCUUUGAAGAAGUUCAAAGCUGUAGUAAUGGAGAUUGGAAGAACUAUAGAAAUGAUGCCAACAAAAAGAAGUAAAAGAAAGGAAACUCUAAGAGAAUUUUUUUCUAAAAAUCCAUCUAUUGCUGAAAUGAUGGAACAUGAAAGAAAUAAGAGAACUGAUGUUAGAAAACUUGCCUAUCGAUCCCUGGUGGAGAACUUGAAUCCUAUAAUAUUAAAUUUUGUGAAAAGGAAGAGGUUCCAUCAACUAUUUCUUGAGGAGAUGCCCUGGAGAGCUCAGAUGAACCUAUAUCUGGCAAGUGCACACUUCUCCCUGCUUUUAACGAAACUAGCGGAACGAACGAAGAUGAAAUUUGGCACUUCACACACAGUGGUCAGUUUCCGAUCAUGUGAUCCUAAUAUGUUCUCACUAUAUAAUUCUGGAACAGUAUUACCAACAGUGAAAUUGACUCUAGAAAACUAUAAAGCAAUACUUGAUUUCCUUCAUACAGCUAAAAAAAGAAAGGCCAACUUACCAUCAGAUGCUGAGGAAUUUUCCACAUUUAUUAAUUCCAGAAUGAGUGGUGAAAACGUGUCAAAGACACAAACAGUUUAUGACUCAGACUCUCAGUCAGGUCUUAGUACUAAAGAAAAGGAUCGAGCAGCAAAUUUGGGUCUAUUGGAUCAUUUUAUGAAAAUCUUUUUAUAUUGCAGGAGAGCAAUGGUUCUUGCUCAUCGUGGAGGCUAUUGGACUCUGCUUCAGAAUAGCUGUAGGACCUUUUGGAACUUUACUCAGGAGCUACAGAUACUUCUUAAACAAGCAGUGGAUCUGUAUAAAACAUUUCCUGUUAGCCAGGAUGGUUUCCUCUGUACCUGUGUUUUGCCAUUCUAUUUGGGAGCAGAAUUACUUAUUGACAUGUUAAUAGAACUGCAAAAUACCAAUUCUAUUAAGGUUAUUGAAGAAAAAGGAGAGUUCAGUGUUCCAAGCUGCUAUGGAAAUAUUAAAAAUGAUCAUGGUGGUUCUAGCCUUAAUUUUGAGGAUCCGUUGGAUAAUGUAAAUGUGGUUGAUUUGAAAUGGAUCCACGACUUUGUGUUAAAGUCUCUGGAGGUUUUAUAUCAAGUGGAAAAAUGGGAGACACUAGUAUCACUUGCCAUCCAGUUCAAUACAAUUUCACAUGAGAGAUACACAGAGCAAGUGACACCGCUCCUGGUAUAUGCACAGCGCCAGCUUCUUCUAAGAAUAUCCAAGUUCAAUGGCCCAGAUGUUACCCAACAACCUUGUGCAAGAUAUGAAGCUGAAUAUGAAGAGAAGAUAACCUGCCGAAAUUUCAUUGGGAAGCAGCUCAAGAUUAAUCCUCCAACAAGUGAAGAGAAAGAUACAGGAAGCUGCACAGAUUUCUUUAAAAAGCUUAUCUAUUCAGAAUAUAGCCACGCCAAAGAGCUCAUCUGUGUGCCCGUGGACGUGACAGACACUUUGCGAUGUUUUAGACAGACUUUGGAAAAAUCCAAAUAUGAUAGCAGAUCAAUCCGACACAGCAGAAAAUUGCUUUCGUUAUUCCUUGCACAGACACAAGGAGAUAAAGGAGGAAUAAACAAUGAGAAAUUUACCACUGGAAAGGUGGAGUUUUGCCUGGGGACAGAAGAGAUGCAUAUGCCAACACCCCCUGACCUCUCUCAGGAACACUUUAGAGUUUUCAGUUCAGUGGAAAAAAGUAAACUUCCCUAUUCACAACUCGGACUCGUAAUUUCCUCUUAUUAUGAAACUAUUGAUGUUCUCCAAGCCUGCAAUAAAAGAAGUCUUAAAGUUCAGGCAUUGCAUGAACUGGGAAGCCUUCUCAUCUUUGCUGAAAAGAAAAGGGCUGCUUUUAAAUGUUGGUGCCAAGCUCUUGAUGGCAUAUUCAGGAAACAAGAUGUGCUGCAUACAUGGAAAGAGUUUGGUAGCUCGCUCACCAAUGCUACCAAUAGCUAUUUACCUCCAGGUUCCAAAGAUUAUAGUGAGGAAUUUCUGUCAAAUGUUGGCAUUUGGGGAUGUUUGCAAGGAGCGGUCAUAUCAGCAAAGAUAGCUCAAUUUAUUAAGAUCUCAGAGGUUGACGAGAGAACCAACUGUUGCAUUUUGUCUGCAUUACUCUUUCAGGGCUUGCUCAGAACCACACUUCCACACCCCAAAGCAGAACGUUGCUAUGCUCAGUAUGAAAUCACUCAGCUUCUCCCAGGCAUCGAGCUCUUCUCGGACAGAUACAGGGCUGACAUUUGCUCUGUAGUUGCAAGUCUGUAUUACGUUAUACGUGAACUGCACUUUGCUAAGCAAAAUCUAAUAGUUCUGCCUCUCCUUGCAUUGUAUCAGUAUUUUGUUUCUGGAAUUUGCCAAGACCUAGUCAGAAAUCUAGAAGCAAGGAUCCUCAAGAUAGAAGUCCUUACAGAUUUAGGAUUUUUUUCUGAAGCCUUUUAUGAGAUAUCCCAGAUUUUUUAUGGAAAAAACAUGCCUUCCUCAAUACCUGCAGGCUGUAAAGCUACUGGAAAAGUGAAGAUAUUUCAAUCAUUUGACUCAGGAAAACCUCUUACUAGUAAAGAAAAUUUACAGGCACUUGAUGAAUUAAUAAGUAAAGGAUUGCCUCUAAUUCUGGUUACAGUUGGCCAACCACAUCUCCUAAAUAAGUUUUCUUUCAUUAAAGCCUACUUUUUAAUAAGUGUGGCUGCAACAAUAAAUUGUGUCCCAGAAAAUUCAAUGAAAACAAUCUACCAUGGACUUGUUUCUGAGAAGAGUAGAGCAAACUUUCAAAACUUGAAAGAAUUAUGUUUAAAGGACGAGGGAAUCUCAUUUGGUCAGUUUGCAAAAAUUAAAGAUGACUUCACACUUAGCACAAUAAAGUCAGCUUUACUGACAGAAGCUGAGGACAGGCUAAACUUCCUUGUGUCAGAGAUGGAGCAUCCAGGCCACAAGGACCUGUCCCAGUGUUCUGCUGGUGAGUUGGAGAUUGUGGUAGAGGCCAGGCUUCAGCUGGCUGCAAUUGCCCUGCAAAGACACCGGGCCGCAUACAGUGCUGCAAUUGUAUUUUCCACACUUAGACUUCUCCAGGGUUCAAAACUUUUUAAAAAGAAGGUAGUACAAGAUGACACAGAGAACUCCAUCUCUCUGGGAGCUUCUGCCACUGAAAAUAAAGAUGAUGGUGAGUUUCUAGAUCCUACUUCCCUAAAUUCUCGAGAACAUUUCAACAUCCAUCUGUGGUUGAGAUGCCGCCUAGCAUUGGUGACCGCCUUUGUUGCACAGAUUCAUGGCGUUGGAAUUGUGACAGAAAACAAUAUGACAGAUUACGUCAGCCUCAUCAACGAAGGGUGCAUGGAAGCAAAAAGUGCAGGCGACAGGGAGCUACAAGCUGAAUUCUUGAUGCAAGCUGUAAUCAUUGGCCUACAAGAAAAGCAUUUAAAGGCAGACAUCAUAACAAACCUUCAGGCUGUAAUACAUUUGCUUGAAGAAAGUGAAUUUAUUUCCCCUCGAUCUCAUUUAACCCUGGUGAGAAGCAUGCUUUUGCUGGAUGACUUAACAAAAGCUGAGAAAUUCAAGGAAACUCCUUCUUCAAAAACAGAAAAAUUAUGUUUGUUGACUCAGGCUCACAACAUUCUUAUUGAACAGAUGCUAACUUUCGGAGAAACGAUUGAAUUUCCUUUAUCAAACACUGACUCUGCAAGUCCAUCGCAUCCUUUGAAAAAUAUCUAUCUUCCCCAUGUCAUGUUGUUGGCCAAAACAAAAAUGAGGAUUGGACAUACAGUGGCCAAACAAGUCUAUUAUACCAGUAAAAAGAAGGAUCCCUCAAAGUGGUUACCUGCCCUUCAUCUUUUUGAAAUGGCACGGAAGCUCUGUAAGGUAGCAGCAGCAGAAGAACAUGAGGUAGAGGCAGAAAUUCUUUUUCAGAAAGGCAAAAUAGAACGUCAAAUAUUGAUGGAAGAGAAAUCUCCAAGUUCACAACUUGAGAGUUUAUUUGAAGCUAUACAACUAAGCUUGAGAAAUGAUCAAAACUCGGGAUUGAUAAGAGACUCCUACUUAGAAAUGGCCUUAUUAUUUUUACAUAUGAGGAAGCCAAAAAACAAUCUUUCAACACCACCAUUAACACUUAAGACUCCUACCAGAAGGCAUAGUUCUAUUAAAGAACCAACAGUAAAUCGAUUUGAAAUGUACAGUUCACUGGCCUGGACUGUGAUAAGAGCUGCUGCCCAGGUCAGUGAAGCUGUGCUAGCAGUUAACCUACUUAUUGGAAAGAAGAAUGCCAGAACUGAUAAAGUCAGCCAAGGGGCCUUACCAAAUAUCCCCGAAUUUGCCACUGUGGAUCUUUUGUCUUCAUAUACAGAUUAUUUGCUUGAUAACUACCAAGUGGUGUUCCAGACUGCCUGUACAUUUUCUUAUCAAAAUGAUGGCAUGUGUGACAACACAGAUGCUAGAAAAAAGACUCCGACUAAAGUGGAUAUUACGUGGAUUCUUCUACUGCGCUACUAUAUUCAUCUGCAAAGGAUUAAUAAUAUGAGCAAAUUGCUAGCAUCUCCAAAGCCAGGAUCUGGAAUUUCUUUGCCAGAUGAUACACUUCUCACAUCCCUUUUCAACUCUGGGCUGAUAUUGCGCCAAAAGGAAAUGCAUUUUUUCCUGAAAAGAUUUUUACAGCUGUAUUCUUCCUCUUGUAUUGAUGAACUUCCAAAAGAACUAUGUCAAGGAGUGGAAACUACAUUUUUCUCAGAAAAAACCUUAUAUAACUCAGUCAAGGUAUGUCAUGACAGUACUCUAUUCUCUGAUUCAUCAUUAAAGCUCUCUGCCAGCCCAUCUUCAGGAGAUGUGUCAUCAGAUAUGAACAUACAAGAUUUAAACAAAGAACUUUGCUUUCAAUGGUACAUUCCUCCUCUAGAAAGACCCCCAAAGGAAACAGAACCUAUGGUUUUAUUGUUGUAUGCAUAUAACAUGAGGCCUCAGAAUAUUUCAGAUGCUGUGCCUAAUAGCACUUACAGCGAUGUCUAUGUUGGCUCUUUCUGGGUUCCACUGAACAGGGUUAUUUCAAUUCAUGAGAAACUAUCUAAUCUUACGCAAAUAGCUGAAAUAUCAUUGCCAACAACUCCUGAAAUUACUUCAGAUGAAAAUGUAUCCGAAAUGCAAGAAAUGGAAGAGAAAUCAGUUGAUAAGGAAAUGGAAAACAUGAUUAUUGAAUGUUGCUCUGAAAUAAUAAAUCUAUUUUUGACUGAUAGAGAUACAACACCAUUGUCUGAGGUCCCAUUUGCUAUCUCGCUGCCAUCUAUAUUCAAUCUUGAGAGACUUUUUGAUCUUGCUAACGGUUGUAUUAUAUCAGGAGGAAGCCUCUUCAACUGGAUGGUGUCGAUUAUUCCCUAAACACUCUUCACAUGUUAACCUUAUAAAGGAUUUAAGUGAUACUGUUUUUCUUGGUUUAAAUACAUUUUUGGAACUGUCUUCUCACAACAAGCAAAAUAAAAUUGUUUCUUACACGA